UUUACUGCCAUGUGUUGUGUUUACAUAUUAUUUACAAUUCUUAAAAUUUAAAUAAUGUCCGUUGAAGUGUGUUACACAUCGUGCUCGUCUAAUCAAACCCCAACCUGCGUAAACUGGGGUAAAAAUAACUUGAUUUGCUUUGCGUCCUGCAAUUCCAUUCGAAUUUACGAUCCUUGGGUAAGACAUAACCUUCAAAUUGCUCAUUAUUUUCACGUUAUCUUCAAGUGGGGCAGUGGAGGAAAAAUAUUAAACACAUUAUGCGGCCAUACACAACGUGUCAACUCCGUAAAAUGGAUUGCUGGGCCUCGGUGUGAAACCGAGCUUGUUUCCGGUUCAUCGGAUGGAAAUGCUAUUGUUUGGAGUUUGAAGGGUGACGAUUAUGUUUCGUUUGUACUGAGAGGUCACGAAUCAAACGUUAACAUUGUGGACUGUUUAUAUAGAGAUUCUGAAUGCAAAGCUGCAGUAAUAGCCACUGCUUCGUUGGAUUCGACGGUGAAGGUGUGGACCAGGUCAAAUGUGGAUGGUGAUUUUGAAUUAAAACAGAAUCUAGUGUUUGGUUACGGUAUUGCAAUGGCAAUGCGGAUAGCAUUCCUACCGGCCACAACAACUUUGGUUAUGGCUUGCGGCAUGGAUAACUCUAAUAUUCAGCUAUAUGUCGAGGACAAUGACAGAUUUUGCGAAUCUGAAGUUUUGAGGGGGCAUGAGAAUUGGGUGCGAGGUUUAGAUUUUACAGUGGAUGAUCGGGGCGAUUUAAUUUUAGCUUCUUCAUCUCAAGACUCCUUGAUACGUUUGUGGCGGUUUUCACAUGUUUCAACCAAACCUUCUGCAGAUGAGUACGAGUUAAUUUUAAAAAAGAGCCGAGUUAAGACGUCGAAUUAUGACUGUGUGAUAUCAUUAGAGUCAAUACUAGCCGGACAUGAAUCUUGGGUGUAUUCUGUGAAUUGGAACAUGAAAGAUUUCACUGUUCUAUCAGCUUCACUCGAUAAAAGUAUGAUUAUUUGGGGAUAUGAUGCCAAUUCCGGCUUGUGGCUGGAGAAAGUUAGAGUUGGCGAAGUUGGUGGCAAUACUCUUGGUUUUUAUGGGGGAAUGUUUGGGCCGAAUGGUGAUACUAUUUUAGCUCACGGCUAUCAUGGAGCUUUUCAUAUAUGGAGUUGUAGUAAAGAAGGUGAUUCGUGGGAUCCAGUUGUUACUGUAAAUGGACACUUUAAUGAAGUUGCUGACCUGGGUUGGGAGCCACAAGGUGAAUUUUUGCUGUCAGUUUCCACAGAUCAAACUACAAGAAUUCAUGCUCCUUGGACUUUUGGUGAUAAGAUAACUACGUGGCACGAAAUUUCCCGUCCGCAAGUGCACGGAUACGACUUGAGUUGCAUCGCCGUUUUAUCCAGAUACAAAUUUGCGUCCGGCGCCGAAGAAAAGAUAGUCCGAAGUUUCAAGGCUCCUAAGAAUUUUGUACAAAACUUUUGUAGAAUAUGCCACAUUGACGAUAGCUACGAGGAAUCGGCAACUGUAGAACCGAAAGGUGCCGCCGUUCCUUCGCUUGGUUUGUCGAACAAGGCCGUUUAUGAAGAUGACAACGCAGAUCAAGCUACGGCUAAGACUACAAAGGAGCCCUAUCCUGAAGAAUCAUAUUUCAAGGCCGUGGACCUUGCCGAGCCUCCUACUGAGGAAACAUUGCUGCAAAACACUUUAUGGCCUGAGAUUCAAAAGCUGUACGGUCACGGUUACGAAAUCUACUCUUUAGCUGCUAGUCCUGACGGCGUCUUACUUGCUUCAGCUUGUAAAUCGACGACAAAGGAACAUGCAGCAAUUUUAAUAUGGGAUACAUCAACUUGGACCCAAUUACAAAAACUCUAUUCUCACACCCUAACAAUAGUCCAACUCGCCUUUUCCCCUGAUUCCAAACAUUUACUUUCCGUAUCCAGGGAUCGUCGUUGGUCCAUAUUUACUCGAGAUACUGACACCAACACAUUCCAGCUGAAAGGAACAACCGAUAAGAAAACGGGUAUACACACCAGAAUUAUUUGGUGUUGCGCUUGGUCGCACGAUUCGCAAUACUUUGCAACAGGUUCUCGUGAUGGAAAAGUUGUCAUUUGGGGGCGCAAUCCCGAUAAACCGCCAGAGGACGUUCUAGGUCAAUAUGAAGCAGUAGGACAUGUUUUGGAGUUUAAGGGCGAAUCUGUUACCGCACUUGCAUUUGCUCCAGUUACAGUGGAAGGUUCCUAUUUGGUAGGUGUCGGUUUCGAAAGUGGUAUUAUAAAACUGUACCAAUGGAACGUCAAGGGUUGGGAAUUGUUUUCAAUUUUAGAUAAUCGUUCGGCUCAUCACUUGACUGUGAGGCGAUUGAGUUUUCGACCAGUUGUUGGUGAAGCAGGAAGCAAAGUACGAAAUAAUAGAUUGCAAUUGGCAAGUUGUGGUUCUGAUUACACGCUUCGGAUAUACACUAUUAAUGUUAAUGACACAUGAUCGAGAUAAUAAAAUGUAUAUCUGUUUAGAUA
This is a messenger RNA of Photinus pyralis (common eastern firefly), 2495 nucleotides long. RefSeq names its product probable elongator complex protein 2 (gene Elp2). The transcript has 9 exons. The coding region runs from base 55 to 2463 and encodes 802 amino acids. Gene Ontology annotation, molecular function: protein binding. The record is from RefSeq and is a predicted model, not a curated record. Gene Ontology annotation, cellular component: elongator holoenzyme complex. Gene Ontology annotation, biological process: tRNA wobble uridine modification. NCBI's taxonomy places the organism in Eukaryota, Metazoa, Arthropoda, Insecta, Coleoptera, Lampyridae.